Hypoxylon trugodes is the source of this 1869-nucleotide messenger RNA. RefSeq lists its product as uncharacterized. The record is from RefSeq and is a predicted model, not a curated record. The transcript is spliced from 3 exons. Lineage: Eukaryota; Fungi; Ascomycota; Sordariomycetes; Xylariales; Hypoxylaceae. Gene Ontology annotation, molecular function: zinc ion binding; DNA-binding transcription activator activity, RNA polymerase II-specific. The coding region runs from base 87 to 1754 and encodes 555 amino acids. Gene Ontology annotation, biological process: regulation of transcription by RNA polymerase II.
AUAAAGGAGUGUUUCUCGUUAUUAAUCCAAAGAUGGUGUCUACCUAGAUAACUAACUCCGCGACACGCGUUUUCAAUUCUCACAAGAUGGAUGAAGUGGAUAUCGAGAGUCUAGAAGUAGACACUGAUGUCGGUCUUAAUCCUGAGCUGGAUUUGAACUUCGAUGUGGACACCCUCUCGAUUAACGAAGGCAAUCUUGCAUCUCUCGAUCCUGUCACUACCACCACAGUCGAAUUUGAUCAGUCCAGUAGGCAUUCUAGUGAGAACUCCGAUACUCAUCCAAACUCACAUAAGCCAUACCAUUCAAAACGACCUCAUAAGAAGUCACGAGCCGGAUGUCAGCAAUGCAAAAAACGAAAAGUGAAGUGCGACGAAGUGAGGCCUACAUGUAAGGCAUGUAGACUCCGAAAAGAGAAAUGUGUAUACCCGGCUACACAGUCGUCUACACACUCCGCAUAUUCGCCUACAUCAACAUCUGCAAAGGAAUACAGUUCUUCUAUUCCCGGCUCUACUCCCGAUUCGGGAUAUGCUUCCGUUAAAUCGUCACCUCAAAUAGCUUAUGAGAGUGCUGUUAGCAGCAUUGUCGCGGAGCCCCUUUUUCGGCCGGGUGAAAUGUCCGAUGCUCUUGAUAUGAAGAUGUUAUGGUUCUACACUACUACGGGCUUUCAAUUCUUCUCAAUCCAAAGCGGUCGUUCCGCCUUCGUCGAUAACAUAUUGAAGGUCAAGGUUGUUCAACAGGCUUUUCAAUCCCCCUUUCUUAUGGAUUGUUUAAUGGCGGUGUCGUCAUUGCAUCUCCAAACUAUGGGUCAACCUGUCCCACCUCGGCGUGCAGCAAAUUACUGUGCCAAAGCUUUUGAAGGGUAUCGAAAUGCAAUUGAGGCAGCCAACCCCGCCGAUUUCACCGCUCUCAUACCUUGCUCUCUCUUAAUGGUCGCAUUGAGCAGUCAAAUGUUCCGAGACCCGGAUGCAAAGAGGCUUUACAUUGUGGAUUGGAUGCAGGUCUGGAAAGGGAUGGGUCUCAUCAUCGAUAUUGUUACACAUAGGGUACUCCAACAAUCUGGAAUGGCAGUACUUUUCUACCGGCCCGCAGUAGACCUCGAGAAAUCGACGAAAUAUAUACCGAACAACCUUCUCUUCAUGGUCGCGUCUAUCACAGCCGGUGAUACAGAUGAAGAUGAACAGCAAACGUAUUACGAUAUGCUUAAGUAUCUUGGAUCACUUUACCAGGAGAUGAAGGAGCAUGGUUUCAGUUCCAUUCUCGAUCUUCGUAUCAUCACUUUCUACACUUUUGUCCCCAAACCUUUCAUACCACUAGCAAAGGAACAUCGACCGCGAGCCUUAAUUAUUCUAGCUUAUCAUCUAUGUUUUGCCAAAUUAUGCCCCGAUCUUUGGUGGUUACACGGUAUCGCCGACCGCCAAAUCAAGCAAAUCAUCGAAUCCGUAGGUGAAGAAUGGGCACACUUAUUGCGUGUUCCUCGGAUGAUCCUCGAUACAGAGAAUAGGACCGAAAUCGCACAAUUACUUGUCGACAAUCAUAACUGGACUCCAACCGAGAAGAACCAAUACGAGAGAGAUCGAGAUCCUAGAUUAAAGACCGACGUCAAAUUGAUCGAUAAUUUGGGCUCUGAACUCGGCUUUAUUGAUGGCGGAUUCAGACAGAAAGCUGCUAUUACAUCCACAGAGCUGGAUGUGGCAUUAAGAGCUCAUAUCAUAUCAUCUGGGUCCUCGGUUGACUCUCCUUAUGACAUAUCGUGACCGGCCUUCAGUCCGCCUAAUUUCCCGAUACCGUCAUUUUAACGAAUUGCAAAUCUGAGCCAACACAUAAAAUGCAACUCCACUCAAAGAGUGAAUCCAUAUUAGAAUAGCCAAC